GACUUUUAAAAAUCGGAGUAAAAUUAAUGAAAUAGUUCAUUUUAGGCUAUACUCAUUUUUGCGAGAUUUUGUCUUUUUCUGGACAUAUGUUGUUUCGGCUUUUCAAAGUUAGUAUUUUGUUGUAGUCACUAGACUCUUUAUUGACAGUUGGCACUGCCCAGUGACGACGGUAAUGAUAUGAUAAGCGAGUAGCCAUGGCCAACGGAGCUACUGAGUUUUCGUUGGACGCUGUUAGAGAUUUUAUGUUAUGUCGUGGUGGACGAGUUACAAAUCAUGAACUGGUUCAACACUUCAAAAGUUUUCUCACCAAUACUGAUAACAAAGAACUGGCGCGGGAUCAAUUCAAGCAAUAUGUGAACACCUUGUCUCACGUGGUGAAGGAAGAAAACAACAAGUAUUUGGUCCUCAAGAAGAAAUAUUGUGUAGAUGCGCCUUUGACCUCGUCAAACAACAGACCUUCUGACCCUCAUGUCUUGCAGUCACCCGACAGCAAUUUUAUCCCUGCCCAGUACAGCCAGAAUCAUGCACCUCACAACGUGUCAAUCCCCAACGAGUUUGCCGUCUCACCGCAAGCUGCUGCUAGCUCGGGCAGAGGCUACCUUUUUCAUGACCGUGGACCCGAAAUGCCGGGUGAGCAGAUGUCGAAAAUGACCGAUUUCAACCAACGUUAUGGUAGCCAACAAUCUCAAGGAAUCCAACAAAAUGACGCAGCGUCACCCUACGGCCAGCAAUUCCAGCGACGUGAUUCAAAUUCUUCUUUCGGAGGUGCCGUUCCUAAUCAGGAUUAUUCUGCUCCUCCGUUACCCCCUCGCCAGAUCGCCUCGCCCUACAAUGGAGGAGCACCACCCGCGGCUCGACUUCGUACUCCUCCGCCGUACCGUCCGCCGCCCCCGCCUCCUGAAUCCCCGAAAAUCAUGGAUCCAUCACUCAUGCACAACCCGCACGGAAACCCGAACUUCGGUCCCUCGUACAACUCGCACGAGUACAACAGAUUUCCGGCACCUGGGGCAAUCGGGCACCCCAGUGGGUUGUCGCACCAGAUUUCAGCGCACGAGUACCGCUCCCCGGAUCCAUAUCCCAAAGAGCACCAUCGAAGAUCUUCCUACGAAGCUCACUCUGAACAGGACUUCAGAAACCACAACCGGAGCUCAUCAUUCGAUGAGCCUCCUGAUCUUGGCAUACCGGUGCCCCAAAGCUUUCCUGCAAGUUCCCAGCACCAGCAGUCGAACCAAGGACUCAUUCCCUUGUCAGCAACGAAAAGGACUGGUCCCAGACAAGCGCCCUCACAUCCAGACGGGAUUCUACAGUCCAGAUCCAGGAAAAACAAGUAUGAUUCACCUCCAUCUGACGCGUCUCAGGCGUCGUCCGAUGAUUCGUCUGAGUUGCGUGCUGCUGACAGAGGACGGUCUCACAAUCAAGUCGACAGAAACAAGGAAAAUUUCGAACCUCCGACUCAUAGUAUCGCUAUGCAAUCAAAACAGGAUAUGCCGAACAAUCCAGACGGAGAUGCAGAGUCUCUCGCUCCGCCGACCACGGGAGGAAACGAGAAGAAAAUCUCAGUAAAGGAGAAAACUCAGAUCUUUAACAGGAUGGCCUCGGAGACCAAUCUGGGCGACAAGCUGCUCAAGAACGGCUCCAAGAGCAACCGCAGCUCUAGAGCGGAGAAAGAUUACGACGACACCAAAUCCAUCCUUAGUUACGGGCAGGACGGUCAGGACUGGCUGGUGGCAGCAGCGUCGAGCGACUUCAACGAGAUAUUGCGGCUCCUCAAGGCACAUCCUGAGCUCAUACGGCGCAAGGACCGGCAUAACGGCUACACGGCGCUGCACUGGGCAGCAAAGCACGGGCGUGCAGAGGUGGUCCGUCUUCUAGCCGGCACCUACCAAGCGGACCCCAACGCGCGCAGCAAUGGGGGGUACACGCCUCUGCACCUGGCUGCCCACUACAACAGACAAGACGUCUUCGACUUACUCGUUCACUACGGUUCCGACUUGAACCUCCGUGACUACUCCGGCAAGAAGCCUCGCCAGUACAACACCAUAGCCUCGUCCACCAUCAGCCCAGAGCACCAAAAACGUAUUGUCCAGCGCCGGAAUUCUAUGGAGCGACGGAUCAACAAAAGGAAUUCGAAGAAGCAACUUAAAAUCGCGUCAACAAUUCUGCUCUCAAAGUAGCCAUAGCGGAGUUGCGUGAGGUUGGACCAGCCUAGCAAGCCGUUCAAAAUAAAAGACAGCGCGAGUUUCCUGCGCAUUGGGUCGCUGAAUGUGAAGGUGCGCCGCACGACCGAGGCCUUCAACGCGCUGCUGUCGCGAGACUCGAACGCAGUCGAGCAACUCCGACACCUGC
Molecule: messenger RNA, 2346 nt
Organism: Hyalella azteca
Lineage: Eukaryota; Metazoa; Arthropoda; Malacostraca; Amphipoda; Hyalellidae
Gene: sowah
Product: ankyrin repeat domain-containing protein SOWAHB
Exons: 14
Coding region: 195-2174 (659 amino acids)
Molecular function (GO): protein binding
Source: RefSeq, a predicted model, not a curated record